This is a messenger RNA of Nicotiana tabacum (common tobacco), 977 nucleotides long. RefSeq names its product homeobox-leucine zipper protein ATHB-40-like. Gene Ontology annotation, molecular function: DNA-binding transcription factor activity, RNA polymerase II-specific; sequence-specific DNA binding. Gene Ontology annotation, cellular component: nucleus. Gene Ontology annotation, biological process: positive regulation of DNA-templated transcription. The record is from RefSeq and is a predicted model, not a curated record. Lineage: Eukaryota; Viridiplantae; Streptophyta; Magnoliopsida; Solanales; Solanaceae.
UAGUCACACCAAGACCAAUUACUCUCUAAAGUCGCUUCUUUUCUUCCUUGCUUCUUCACUAUCUAUCCACUUCCAUCUCAACAUCAACAGCUAUUACAAGAAAGGCAGACAAAAAGGAACUAAAAAAGAAAGAAAGAAUUAAAGAGAGGAAAAGGGUUAUGAAAAACAGUAUGAUUCACCAGCUUGAUGAUCAAAUGGUACUGAUCUCUCAGUACUAUCCUGAUAUAUACACUCAACUGGUAUCAGAACCAGGAGAGGCGAAACAGCAGCGGAGACGAAAGAAAAGCAAAGGUGAAGGGAGCAGAAGUGGAGUAAUGAGAAAGAGGAAGCUUAGCGAAGAACAAGUUAAUCUUCUUGAGCAGAGUUUUGGGAACGAGCAUAAACUUGAGACAGAGAGGAAGGACAAGCUUGCUUCUGAGCUUGGCCUUGAUCCUCACCAAGUUGCUGUGUGGUUUCAGAAUAGGAGAGCACGUUUUAAAAACAAGAAACUGGAGCAGGAAUAUUCUAAGUUAAAGACUCAGUAUGAUAUUGCUAUCGUUGAGAAAUGUCGUCUUGAAAAUGAGGUAAUCAAGAUGAAGGAGCAGUUAUCUGAAGCAGAAAAUGAGAUACAAAAGCUGCUAUUGGAGCGUAAUUGUGAUGGUGUUUCAAGCAAUAGCCCAAUUAGUACUUCAUCAUUCACAAUGGAUCAGCCACCUUUUCUUGGGGAGUUUGGAAUGGAGGGAAUGUUAAUGGAUAAUCUCUUCUUUAUUGCUGAAAAUACUUAUAAUUAUCAAGAGGGAUUAGAAUGGGUUAACCCUGUAUAUAUAUGAUAUAUGAUCCCUAAUUAAUUAGUUUAAAUUCUAGAAGCUCCAGAAUGUGGAUAGUGAUCCCACCUUGCUAAUGUAUGUACAACUUUCUUCUAUCCUUGUUUUCUGCUUACUACUAGUACAUUAAUGUAAUAAUGCUAGUUGUAUAUUUAACUGUAUGCGUUGCAAUCA